UGGUGGCAUAGCGAAUAUGGUGACAGUUCCAGUAGUAGACAUAUCAGCGUACGGCCUUGACGUGGUCAAUGCAAAAGAGGUGGACACAGAAACUGUCCGACCUGUGGCUGACAGUCUAUGCGGAGCUUUGAGGGACAUUGGAUUCUGUUACAUCAAAAAUCAUGGAAUUAGCCAGUCUCUGAUCAAUCAAGUGACUGCAGUGUCGAGGACGUUCUUUGAAAAGCCACUUGAGUACAAGAAUACAUAUCGACGACAACAUAUUAGUGAAAUUCAUGGAUGGAUUCCUCGGGAGACAGAAACAUUAAAUCCAGACCGACCCUGUGAUUAUAAAGAGGCUUACAACUACACACCAAUUGAUGGAGUUGAGUGUCCAAGCUUUGAGGUUACCAUGAAGAAUGUCCGUGCAGCAUGUCAUCAGCUGUCUCAUAGAAUUCUUGACCUGAUGUCAAUAGGCCUAGACUUAGAGGACAAACAUUUCCUGAGAAACUGCCACCAAACCAUUGGACAGAAGAGCAAUACCUCAACACUGAGAACGAUUUUUUACCCAUCACUACUGUCUGAUGAAGAGAUCAAACCGAACCAGAUUCGUUGUGGAGAACAUUCGGACUUUGGCUCCCUCACACUACUGUUUCAGGACGACGUUGGUGGUCUGCAAGUUUGUAACCUACAAGGAGAGUAUGUUCCAGCCUCCCCGAUUCCAGGUACCAUAUUGAUUAACAUUGGAGACCUGAUGCAAAGAUGGACUUCCGACAAACUCAUUGCAACUAAACACAGAGUGGUGAUUCCGGAUGAAGAAAUUAGGAAGACAAAGAGUCGUCAGUCUGUCGCGUUCUUUGUUGUGCCAGACAACGAUGUGGUGAUCAGCUGUCUAGAUAAGUCUGAUAAAUACGAGCCCAUCUCCAGUGUGAGGUAUAUACAGGAGAGACUAUCACCAACGUACUGACAGUACAAUGUUACAAUCAGACCAGUGUUACGGGGUCAUUCUCAAAACAUACAAGCGUAUUAUGUCUACACUACUAACAAUACAAAAUGUAUGUACAGCUUCUAAAAAGAAGAGACUUGUAAUGUAUCCAAGAUAGUAUCGUAUUGUUAUAUUACUUCAUAUAAUCCCCGAGCAAUGACUUGUAAUUAUUGGUAUUACAUAGUGUGAUAGUUUUGAAAGUAAAUGAAAUUAUAAUUUUUCAUACAUGUUCACGUAUAGGUCACAUUACCCAAUAUGCUGUUUUUUUUCUGGUGAAUGAGGGAUUGAUUCACAAACAGCAAAUCACAGCACGUAUUUGUGUUGCAAUGAAUCCGAAUUUGAAAAAGGAAAAAAAAAGAAUUUUAUGUUUAUAUACAACAUAAAGUAACGUGAAAUAAAUUAUUGCACGGUUAUACAAAUUUAAUAUUCAUAUAUAUAAUAGACACAUUUGUAUCAUGUAAUAGCCACAGUAGUACAUCAGACGGUGAUCAAAGUAACGAAGUACUGAAAGAGGCGUUAGUCAGAUAUUUGAACAUGGAAAAUAAUGAAAUGUAAAAGGUGAAAUUUGAAAUGAAGCAAUUAUAAAUGCCAACACUAUUAUUGAUAUACAUUCAAGAGAAAGUGCUUAUUUUUAAACUUAAAACUAUUAACCAUCAAAGUUACCCGCUUAUUAAUCACUGGAAAUUUCGAAAGGUUUUGAUGAAAACUGUAGUUGUUCUGACAAGAUUCAGUCUUUCAUCAUAACUAAAAGGGGCAUAACUGCAACAAAAAUAGUCGGAUCCAAAAAAUAAG
This is a messenger RNA of Mizuhopecten yessoensis (Yesso scallop), 1753 nucleotides long. RefSeq names its product UPF0676 protein C1494.01-like. The transcript has 8 exons. Lineage: Eukaryota; Metazoa; Mollusca; Bivalvia; Pectinida; Pectinidae. Bases 17 to 943 code for a protein of 308 amino acids. The record is from RefSeq and is a predicted model, not a curated record. Gene Ontology annotation, molecular function: dioxygenase activity.